CGUUGUGGGGGGGGGGUUGAUGGUAGUGGUGUUGGUGUUGGUGUUGGUAGUGUUGUAUUAUUAUUAUCAUCACAUUAUUAUUGAUUUUAGAGAUUGGGACUGGGUGGAAAUGACGAAAGAUGUAAAGUGUUAUGUCUGUGUGUGUGUAUGCUAUGUGUUUUUCAUUUUUGUUUUGUUCGUUUGUUCGUUCAUUCUCAUUUGUGUAUCAACUAUUUUCUUUCUGUUUUAAUCAUUCUUCCUGGUGUAAAUGAGUACAAUUUUUUUCCCGGAUAACAAAGAUAAAAAAAAAUAGUGUUUGUAUCUGUCGUUGGUAUAUUCAACAAUGGAGAUUAUCACUAUGAAAAAAAAAAAUUUCAAUUCUUAAAUAAUGUCGAUAUGUCGCUUAUAUAUCAAUUAUUAUAUUGCUCAGAAGAUUACCACCAAAAAAAAAAACGUUCAUACGCUCAAAGCGACGUGGUUGAGUUUAACUAAAAAAAAAAAAAUACUCAGAGAUCCUAAAUAUGCAUACAAAAAAAAAACAUUACGGAAUACCUCUAUCGAGCAUGGAUUUUAUAAAUCAUCAAAAAUUAUUCUUACCGGAAUAUUCUUGAUUGAUGCACGAUUUAUUUCGUAUGGAUAACAAAGAUUAAUGGUGUUGCACCCUAUACAUUGGUUGUUGGUCAUUAUCGAGAAAAAAAAAGUAGAAAAAGAAGGAAGAAAAAACGACAGAAUAAAUGAAUUAUCCAAGGAAUGAGAAUUGUUACGAUUCAAAUCGUAAAUUGAACUUCAUCAUCACCAUUGGACAGAAUUUGUCAUCAUCAUCGUAAUGCUGGUAAUAAUUUUUGUCCAAAUAAUUGAAUGGCUUGCCAUCCGAAGAAUUGAUUAUUUGUUUGGCACAUCAAUUGAAUCAUGAUGAAUGAAUAAAUUAAUGGAUGGAUGAUAUUUUUUUUCAAUUUUUUUCUGCAAAAAAAAAUUCGAUUCAACUAGAUUCAACGAUAUGGCUCGUUGAUCAACCAUUGUCAACAAUAUAUAUGUGUAUUUGAUGUCAAAAUUGAAUUUGCAGAAAAAAAAGAAAACAAAACAAAACGAAAAAUUUUUUUUUGUUUUGUUUUGUUCACCUAGGAUAAAAUUGUCACAAAUGCUCAUAUAUAUAUUAUUUAUGGGUGAAAUUUUUUUUAUUUCAAUUUAAACAACAACAACAACAACAACAACGGCAACAACUACGAAACAGCAACGAAACAAAUUUCUGCAUUCCUAUAUUGGUUCAUGAUAUUUUGAUGAUUUGUAUGAAUUUUGUCUUUCACGUUCAUUUGAAUUUUGGAUUUUAAACAUUGUGCAUUGAUGUCAUCAUCAUCAUCAUCAUCAUCAAUUGCCUCUGAUUGAUUUAUCGAUAAUAAUAUUGUUCCAUCAUCUCAUAAUUGUUUGAAGACCAAAAAAAAAUUUCAAUUUAUCAAUCAUCAUCAUUAUCAUCAUCAGUAUCAAUGGCGAAGAAUUUCAAUCGUUUAAAGAAACCAACGCUAAUUAUCAAGAAUCAUAAUCUAUUCACUUUAUUGAUAAGAAAUUUUGGUUGGUUAUCAUUCAUGAUUAUCAUGGUAUUCAUUUGGAAACAAUCAUUGAAUCCAUUUUCGUACAGCAACAACAACAACAACAAUCAUCCGAUUAUUGGCAGUGGUAGCAGUAAUGGCAAUAGUAAUUCAAAAUUAUCGGUUGAUGCAUUCUUUUUUGAUAAAUUUGAACGUUUGAAACGUAUUACAUUACCAUCGGCAUUUGUUGGUCUUAGUAGCCUAUUACCUGGACUUUCAUCCGGUAUUCGUGUAUGCAUUAAUUUUAAUUCACAAUAUCCACAAGGAUAUCAACAGAACACUUGCUUCCUGUGCGAUGUUUAUCGUUUCAAUUCGAUUGCAUAUCAAUGCACUGGACAGACUCAGAUUCCUGGUAACAUUAAUUUUACUCAAGCUAAUUGUAUUAUGAAUUCCUGUCAGCCAAUGAUGUAUGGUGGAUCAAUGAUGGCAAAUCGUUAUCAAUUACCGACAAAUAUUGGCGUAACAUUACCACAAACUAAAUUCGGUCUAUAUCAAACUGCAUCAUUGCAACAACAACAACAACAACAACAACCGCAGCAGUAAUUUAAACCGAUACAAUAAUAAUAAAUCUAAACUAAAU
This is a messenger RNA of Dermatophagoides farinae (American house dust mite), 2142 nucleotides long. RefSeq lists its product as uncharacterized. The record is from RefSeq and is a predicted model, not a curated record. Lineage: Eukaryota; Metazoa; Arthropoda; Arachnida; Sarcoptiformes; Pyroglyphidae.